AAAGGACGGCUUAUUCAUGUCUCUCACGGAGAUUGCUCUACGCCUCCUAACCUCACCUCCUCGCAUCUCCAUCUCUCUCCUCCUUAAACCAGCCCCUCUCUCCUCCUCUGCCGUCAUUGAUCUUGUAGCGUCUAUGGAAACGGUGUCGCGACGGUGGCAUUGUGGGCGAUAGAUGUCGGUGCUUGUGGCUCUGUAAUUCCAAGAUUAGGGUUUCUAUUUUGGUUUAUUCGGGUAUCAUCAGACAAGCAAAUGGUUGCCAAAUUAAUGAAUGCGAUUCGGUAUUCUCGCUAUGGCGGUGGAACUACUGCUUUAAAGCGUGUUAAGAUUGAUGUUCCUGAUCCAAAGGCCGAUGAGGUUUUGCUAAAGGUUGAGGUUGUAUCUUUAAACGCAUUUGAUUGGAAGAUACAAAAGGGCGUAUCUCGUCCCAUAUUACCCAGAAAGUUCCCUUAUGUACCAGUACUUUUCAGAUUGUCAGUUUCCAAGUUAUGACAAGGAGCAGAUUGACGAAGUAAGAACUGAGUGGGUGCGCCAUGUUGUUCAACAAUUGUAUAAUCGCUAGGUUACGUUGAAUGAACCAACAAACAUACAACUUUAUUAAUUAAUGUAUUUUGCGUAGUUUAAUGUUUAGAAUUUUACUUGUGAUCUAUGUAAUCGGUUUUAUUAGGGUCCUAUUGCAAAAAUUCUUUCCAUUGAGGUUUGGAAAUUAAUAUUCAACUAUUCACUACUCUUCAA
This is a messenger RNA of Spinacia oleracea (spinach), 732 nucleotides long. RefSeq names its product quinone-oxidoreductase homolog, chloroplastic-like. The record is from RefSeq and is a predicted model, not a curated record. The coding region runs from base 250 to 489 and encodes 79 amino acids. The transcript has 4 exons. Lineage: Eukaryota; Viridiplantae; Streptophyta; Magnoliopsida; Caryophyllales; Amaranthaceae.